Molecule: messenger RNA, 558 nt
Organism: Trichosurus vulpecula (common brushtail)
Lineage: Eukaryota; Metazoa; Chordata; Mammalia; Diprotodontia; Phalangeridae
Product: sex-determining region Y protein-like
Exons: 1
Coding region: 1-558 (185 amino acids)
Biological process (GO): cell differentiation; negative regulation of transcription by RNA polymerase II; anatomical structure morphogenesis
Molecular function (GO): DNA-binding transcription factor activity, RNA polymerase II-specific; RNA polymerase II cis-regulatory region sequence-specific DNA binding
Source: RefSeq, a predicted model, not a curated record
AUGCAUAGCUUCUUGGAAGUAAAAAGCACUUUUGUGGAAGGUGAUUUGGCGGUGGGUGAGUCCGUGAGAAGUGGAUCAAGCAGUACAACUCGUGUGAAGCGGCCUAUGAAUGCUUUUAUGCUAUGGUCGCGGAGUCAGCGGCGCAAGGUGGCUCUGGAGAAUCCCAAAAUGCACAACUCGGAAAUCAGUAAGCAUUUAGGGUUUGCUUGGAAGUUGCUGUCAGACAACGAGAAGCAACCGUUCAUUGAUGAGGCCAAACGGUUGCGUGCUAAACACAGAGAAGAAUACCCGGAUUACAAAUACCAGCCCCGUCGGAAGAAAUUUCACAGAAAUUACUGGACAAACGUGAGAGUUUCAUCCAUACAAGAACAGGAAGACUUAACAGAAACCUGUGAAAAUACUACGUUGGUUCCAGAAAGCUCCAGUUUCAACUACGCACAGCACUACUUCGCCAAAACCCCAGACAUGUGUCUGGACAACUGGAUUAAUACAAACCUGCCUGAACAAGAAAACUCAGAAAUUUUGCCAUUGCAGUGUAGCUGUUUUCAGAGUUCCUGA